AGAGGAAGUAAUGGGCAGCUGUAUAAUUUUUCUGCCCCAGACAGUCAUACAUAUGUUUUUAGUUUGAAUUUUGCAAUGAGUUUAUUUUUUAUUUAUUGUGCAUUCAUUCAGAGAACUAUCCUGCGACAGACGGCUAGAUUUUUCCCCGAAUAAGUGGGGUACGAGAUGACCAUAAAUACAAAGGUUCGACAUGGCAAAGGGUGAAAUGCACAUAGGACAGGGUAGAAGAGCUCAUCUUGGAUGUAAAAGCGGCGGCAUAGCUUCUUCGUGUUUUGGAAUCGUAUGGUCGCUAGAUGGCGCAAGUGAUCCAGUUUCCAUGGGAUUAGCGGCACAUUGCGGCUUGUAUCAUUCUGCAUAAUAACAUCAAGUAGCUCCAAAGCUGCAAACCAUGAAAUGGCAUUCAAAGGCAAAGCGGUCGAUUCAAAGACCGUGCUGUCCAAUCUGCUGCUGUGCCUGCUCAUAUUUUACUCCCUUUUCUACAUGAUCGGCAGUGUGUGCUUCGGUGCUUUCAGGUUGGAUCGGUUUGACGGGCUGAUUCCAUUCGAUUUUAAAACCGAACCGGCUGAAUCUAACUCCAAAUACCUGGUCAAUCUCCUCUCCUUGGAGCUCACUUACUUUUGUAGUGGUAUACUGUUUGCUGCAGUGGUGAGGAGGCGGGUUUGGGACUAUGCCCUCACUGUCACACUUCUCCAUGUAAUAAUCACCAGUCUGGUGAUGUUAGAGUUUCCCACAGUGUGGCAGUGGUGGCUGGCUUUAGGUAGCGGCUUGUUUCUGAUGAUUUGCAAUGGCCAGCUGAUCGCUUACUUCACAUGCCAAAGUGAGCAAAGCUAUGCCACCUUCAGCUACUACUGACAAGGUGGAAAGGCAGCUAAUUAGAAUAUGAUCAGAAAGUUAAUUUAUUUAAGUAAUUCAGUUAAAAAAGUUCAACUCAUACACACAUUCAUUACACACAGGGUGAUCUAUUUCAGGCAUUUAUUUCUGUUGAUUUUGAUGAUUAUGUCUUACCGCUAAUGAAAACCCCAAAUUUUGUUUCUUAGAAAAUUAAAAUAUUACAUGAGGCCAAUGAAAAAUUAUUUUUAAAACAGAAAUGUUCUGUUACGGCAUGUGCAUUCAUGUGGAAUACAGCUGACUUGACAGUUGUGUAGCAAAUAGUCAUUGAGACCCUCCACAAGGAGGGUAAACCACAAAAUGUCAGUGCUACACAAGCUGGCAGUUCACAGCCGGCUGUAUCCAAGCAUAUCAAUGGAACAUUAAGUGGAAGAGAAAAUAAUAGUCGAAAUAAGGCGCACAAUCAAGAGGGAUACCUGCAACCUUGGGGGGAUUGUAAGGCAAAGCCAGUUCAAGUGUUUAUGGGGAGAUUCACAUGAUGUGGACUGUAGCUGACGUCAGAGCUUUAUGAAACCAGCAAUGAGAAACCUGCUAUCUGGGUUAAAGAGAAAAAGGACUGGACUAGGCUUGGUCUGGCUACUGGUGUCAAGGUAUUCUAAGGUUUUAAACAGUUGCGGUUUUAAAACCGCUAAACUUUUCUUUCAUACCAUGCUUGUUGUUUAUGUUCUUUGAAUUGGAUGCCAGAGAAAGAACAAGAGUGAUAAGACCUUUCUCUGGCUAUAUGGAGCAUAGAGUAACACAGUGCUUCCCCUCCCCUACAUGUUACUGCACACUGUCACUUAGCUGCCUGAAAAAGAAGUUGUUUUGUUUAGCCAACACAAAAAAACAAAUCUGGCUGUUUGGAGUUAUUUCUGCUGUUGAAAAAUACAGAUCAGUCAUAGUGUACAUGUCCAAAUAUUCUUGGUCGGGGUUCCUUUUGCAUGAAUUGCUGCAUCAGUAAAGCACGGCAUGGAAGCAAUCAGCAUUUGACUCUGCUUAGGUGUUAAGCAAGGCUAAGUUGUUUUAUCAGUGGCCUUCUGCUCUUCUGUAUUUCAUGGAUCUGUUAUCUCCCACCUGCCUCCCGACAAUAAGCUGUUGAUUCUCUAUAAGUUAUUGUCAGACAAGUUUGUUGGCCAAUGAGGUAUGGAGGAUCAAUCCUGCCUUAAUUAAGAAUACAUACAGAUACAAAUAAAUUACUCAAUAAAAUAAUUACUGUACCAAAAAGUAGCUAAAUAAAUUAGAGUGCCAUUAAAUGCACCUUAAACAUAAAAAGAAGAGAUUUAUUCAAUAAUUGAUCAUUUAAUAGAUAUAUUAGGAUAUAGAUAUAUUUCUGUUUUAAUCCACUUAUUUUCAAAUUUUUUUUUUCUUGAACUCUACAAUUUUCUUUUGUUUAUUUAAAACAAAUGAGUGUCAUGCUGUUUUAUUUUUCCUAGCCCCUUUAUUUCUUUAAUAUUUAUUACCACCCAAAUAUAUUCAAAACAUGCUGUUUCCUCAAAAAUAAAUAUUUUCCAAAUUAUUUUACUGUCCUUUAAUUGUUAAACACUAAUAUAUUUUCCCUUUUCAUAUACCACUGAUGUAUUUUCUAACCCAACGAAUUUCCCUGUGCCCAUUUAUUUCCGUCUUCCUUUUUUACAUUUCUUGGUCGCUGUAUUGUCUUUUCCUCCUCAACAUGCAGCUAGAAAUUUAAAAACAAAGGGGGCGGGCAGAGACAGAGGGCGCGGUCUUUUGGAUCAACAUCACCACCUCAGCUUUUCUUCUAUUGGCUGGGGUCAAACCUUUAGAAAGUUGGUGCUGAGUCUCAAUAUGGCUGCCUGGUCCUGGAAAGGGCCUAGCAGAAAUGGCUAACUACUGUCAUGUUGUUGCUAAGUUAUGCUUGUUGUGGAUUUGGUGAUAGAUUUCGCUGUUAGUCGGGAUAGUUUACUGUGUCCUGCUGACUCUAACUGAGAGAAUACUUCAGUUUGCCGAGUACUAAGAGGCAUCCACGUGUACAGACCCACUUUCAAAAUAAAAGCAUGACUCAAUGA
This is a messenger RNA of Girardinichthys multiradiatus, 2891 nucleotides long. Its product is annotated as transmembrane protein 244-like. The coding region runs from base 394 to 852 and encodes 152 amino acids. The record is from RefSeq and is a predicted model, not a curated record. NCBI's taxonomy places the organism in Eukaryota, Metazoa, Chordata, Actinopteri, Cyprinodontiformes, Goodeidae. The transcript has 6 exons.